This is a messenger RNA of Pangasianodon hypophthalmus (striped catfish), 9639 nucleotides long. RefSeq names its product agrin (gene agrn). Gene Ontology annotation, molecular function: laminin binding; serine-type endopeptidase inhibitor activity; calcium ion binding. Gene Ontology annotation, biological process: central nervous system development; G protein-coupled acetylcholine receptor signaling pathway; multicellular organism development. The coding region runs from base 1247 to 7126 and encodes 1959 amino acids. The record is from RefSeq and is a predicted model, not a curated record. The transcript has 37 exons. NCBI's taxonomy places the organism in Eukaryota, Metazoa, Chordata, Actinopteri, Siluriformes, Pangasiidae.
CGCUGUCUUCUCCUCCAGUCGAGGCGGGGAGAGCGUUGUGAGCACUCUUAGCAGAAAAACUUGGAUUAUCCAGUGCUCAGGCGGACCACUGAAGUCUCCUCAGCUAGUGUGUCCUCUCUUUUUUUUUUGGCUCAACUCCUCGCUCAGACGGAUGGCUCCUGCAUCUCUGGCUGCUCGUAGCUCUCUUGUCUUACUGUGCUUGAGCUGAGGUGGCUGAACGGUGUGCGCGCUGAUGCCGGGGGGAUCUCUGACAUGAAUAGUGCCUGUCGAAGCAGUUGCUUUGACUGAUGGUGAACGUUCCAUCUGAGGAUCGGAGCUCGAGACGCACGAAGAAGCCUGGAAUCAAGAGCAGAGGAUCGUAACAGAUGCUUCAGAAAGCGGGAGCUGGAGUGUAACAGCGAGUGAGGAAAAACAAGGAGCAGCUUCUACUACUAAGGAAAAAGCAAGGAGUAUUUUUGAAUAAUAAAGCAGACAGCAAGUCAACAUGGAACACUAAGAGUGUUUUUUUGAGUGCUUUUUCUUCUCUCUCACUGCCAGGCUUGUUUUCUGUUCAGCAUCAGCUGCUCGGAGCCGGGGCUCUGCCUUCAGGACCAGCUGUGCUCCUGCUCUGUGUGUUUCUGAGGGUUGGUGGGUGUGUGCAUUGGAGUGUAUAUGUGUGUUUGUGUGUGUGUGUGUGUGUGUGGAGCGAUGGCUGAAGGCUGCAGCUGCCAGUGUCCAGCUUGAGCAGCCGGUAACUAACACGUGCUACACGAAAUCAACCUGGCACCAAGAUAGUCAGGUGACAGCACGGACAAGGGCAAGACAAGGAGUAUGUGUUACUCGGUUUGCUCCCAUGGAUGAAAAGGUUUAAGCAGGAAGAGACUUUACUGAUUACUGAUUACUGAUUCGCCAAGCUCUGUUUGUGGGUUUGUGGAUGUAAAGCACAAAGUGCACAGAUGUUGACACGUACGAAUCUGUAACUUUCCCAACAUGGAGCAUUUGCACAGAGUUCACUGGCCGUAGGAACACGACCCAGACCCUGUCCCCUUCUGGAUCUUAUCAGGACCAAAAUGUAUCGCGCCAAGCCUGCUUCUGUUUUCUGCUUUGUUUUUAAUGAAAGCCAAUGCAGCCAGGUUUUGUCCAUUCAAGCCAAAAUCUUUGGAUCAGUGUUCCUCCAGGAGCAGUGUUUGAGAUUUUGAUUUUCUGCCCCUGAGGUGUCCUUUACAUUCUCAGAGUGGCGUACUUGGGGGGAAGUGUGGACUGGAGUAUGACCAGCUGUCACUACCCGACGCCGCGGCCGGAGCGGGACCGCAUGUACCAGCACAAAGUCUCUCUGGUGGUGCGCUACUUUAUGAUCCCCUGUAACAUCUGCCUCAUACUGCUGGCUACAUCCACGCUGGGCUUUGCUGUGCUCCUCUUCCUCAACAACUACAAACCUGGCACCCCUCCGCAUGUCCCACCUCCUGAUGGCUGCCGGGGAAAGCUCUGUGGCUUUGGCGCAGUGUGUGAAAGAGACCCUACUGACCCCUCGAAAGGAGAAUGUGUGUGCAAGAAGAUGGUGUGUCCGUCUGUGGUGGCACCUGUGUGUGGCUCGGACUCCUCCACCUACUCCAACGAGUGUGAGCUCGAGAAGGCUCAGUGCAACACUCAGAGACGCAUCAAGGUGAUGCGCAAGGGCCCGUGUUCUCUGAAGGACCCAUGCAGCGAGGUGACGUGUAGCUAUGGCAGCACCUGCAUCCAGUCUUCUGACGGCCUCUCCGCUAAGUGCAUGUGUCCUCUGAGCUGUGAUCACGUGCCCAAGGUGACAGUGUGUGGCAGCGAUGGCUUGGACUACCCCAGCGAGUGUGCUCUCAACAUGAAGGCCUGCUCCACCAACAAGAACAUCCGCCUCCAGCACGUCGGCUCCUGUGAUCCAUGCCGCAUGCACCAGAACAGCCUCAACAUAAUAUGCGUGUAUGACGCACAGACCCAAAAGACUCAGACCAUGUCCCCGCCCUCGGCGUGUCCAUCGGGCCCCGAGCCACUGUGUGCCAGCGACGGGAGGACCUACAACAGCGAGUGCCAGAUGCAGCGCACGGCUCUGCAGAAGGACCGCCAGCUGAAGAAGGUUCACUCAGGGCCCUGCAAGAAGCAAGAGGAAUGCCAGGAAGAGUGUAAGUUCAGCGCUGUGUGCUUGUUGGAGCAUGGAAGGGCACGCUGCUCCUGCGAGCCAAUCCGCUGUGAUGGCACCUACACUCCUGUGUGUGGUAACGACGGCCACACGUACCCUAACGAUUGUGAGAGGAGGCGUGCCGAGUGCCUCACCCAAAGCACCAUCCGCAUCAAACAGCAAGGGCCCUGUGAUCUGAACGUGCCAAGCCCAUGUCUGAAGAAGACGUGCGAGUUCGGGAGCUCGUGCGUGGUGAAGAACGGCGAGGCCGUGUGUGAGUGCUUGGAUACAUGCCUCCAAGCCUCCGACCCCGUGUGUGGCAGCGAUGGGCAAACCUACACCAGCCAGUGCCAGAUGAAUGCCAUCGGUUGCACCCUGCAAAAACACAUCCAGAUAAAGCACAAAGGACCUUGUGAUAAGGCCUGCACAAACUGCUCGUUCGGUGCUAUCUGUGACGAGCAGACCCGCCGCUGCGUGUGCCCGAAGGAGUGUGUGGUCUCCAAGCAGCCCGUGUGUGGCAGCGACGGCACCACUUACAUGAACGAGUGCGAGCUGCACGUACGCGCCUGUACCCAGCAGCUAGACCUCCAUGUGGUGGCGCAGGGAGAAUGCAAGACCUGUGGCAGCACUGUGUGUAGUUGGGGUGCCCGCUGCGUCCAGAAUAAGUGUGAGUGCCCUCAGUGUGUGGGUCAGCCCACUGCACAGGUAUGCGGCACUGACGGCAUCACCUACGCCAAUGAGUGUGAACUGCGCUCGGCGUCCUGUAGGCAGAAGAAGAACAUAGAAGUGGCGAGGCCUGGAAGCUGUGACGAAGACUGCGGGUCUGGAGGCUCAGGCUCCGGGGUGGAGGCAUGCGAACAGGAACGUUGUCGGAGAUUCGGAGGCUCAUGGGAUGAGGACAGGGAGGAUGAAGGCUGUGUGUGUGACUUCACUUGCCAGAACGUGCCUCGCAGCGAGGUCUGUGGGACAGAUGGGAAAACCUACAGCAAUGAGUGUGAGCUAAAGAAGGCUAGGUGUGAGAAUCAGGUCGAUCUGCAGCUUCAGAGCCAAGGCCCAUGUACAGCUAUUGUAAAGAAUCUGUCUGAUAUGAUCACCGCAAUACACUGCAGCGAGACUGUGUACGGAUGUUGUAAAGACAACAAGACUGCUGCGCAGGGUGUUGAAAUGGCGGGAUGUCCCAGUAAGUGUCACUGUAACCAGUACGGCUCGUACGGAGGAACGUGUGACCCCAGCACAGGCCAGUGCUCGUGCAAGCCCGGAGUCGGAGGUCUCAAGUGUGACCGCUGUGAGCCCGGCUUCUGGAACUUCCGCGGCAUUGUGACAGAGAAAGCGAGCGGCUGUACACCAUGUAACUGUGAUGCAGUGGGCUCAGUGAGGGAUGACUGUGAGCAGAUGACAGGCCUCUGCUCCUGUAAGACCGGAGUGAAGGGCAUGAAGUGUGAUGUUUGCCCCGACGGCAGCAAGAUGGCCGCCAACGGCUGUGACAAAGGUCCCCAGGUGUUAUUGUCCUGUGCCGAGCUGCAGUGCCAACAUGGAGCAUCAUGUGUGGAGGCGAACGGGCAGGUGCACUGCGAGUGUCCGUCUCCUGACUGCGACCAGAUGAACAAGACCAAGGUCUGUGGCACGGACGGUGUGACCUACGCUGACUAUUGCCAGUUGAGGACUAUUGCCUGUCGGCAGGAUAAGGAAAUUACGGUGAAGCACUUAGGCCAGUGCACAGAAUCCAUCUCUGAGCUGGGGGUCAAGCCCACCCCCCUGGCCUUCACUCCACACGCCACUCCCACUGCACCCGUCAAGGUCACCCCGACACAUCAUGGCCUCACCACCACCCCAUUCGACUACGACGAGGAGGACGGCACAAACUCUAAAUUGGAAGUUGCUCCUCCGGCCCUGGAGUCAUCCACGCCUUUCCCCACCCACAGCCCCCCAACCACUUCUCACCAUCCACCCCGCUCCCAAUCACCCUUCUCCGGCUUUGAGGAUUCAGGCAGUGGGGAGCCCAGUGGGGAUGACGACACGGAGGGUAGCACAGUGGAAGCGAGCGGAGACGAGCCUGUUGGUCCCACUGUAGCAGCCACCACUGUCCCUACAGUUGAAGUACGUUCGUCCUGCGAUAACACACCUUUUGGUUGCUGCCCCGAUGGCAAGACCAUUGCUGUCAGCCCAGAUGGAACCAACUGCCCAUCCACCAAGCGCUUUACCGGCUUCCUGCACCUGGACCAGGUAGAGGGUCAGGAGGUCUUUUACACUCCAGAGUUGGAUGACCCCAAGUCAGAGCUGUUUGGUGAGACAGCUCGCAGCAUCGAGAGCGCUCUUAAUGAGUUGUUCCGCAAGUCUGAUGUACGGAAGGACUUCCAGAGUGUCCGAGUGAAAAAUCUGGCUCCCAGCAACUCCAUCAUGGCUAUAAUAGAGGCUCACUUUGACCCAGACACUAGAUUUACAGUAGAGGAUGUCGGGGAAGCAUUGCUGAAACAGCUUAAGACAGCUAAAGAACCUGGCAUUGUAGUGAAACAACCUGAGGAGGAAUAUAUCCGUUUCACCAAUAAUGGUCCCUCUGAUCUUCCAUUCUUCACCACCACUGCUACCACUGUUGCCACUUCCACACCCACUAUCGCUACCACCAUCACCACAGCUAGAAGCAUCAUGCCCCCUAUCACAACACGCCAGCCAGCCACCACCAGACGGCCCUACACCACCCGCAAAACCAGCACAGCUGCCCCCGUCACCAGCACCCCCACACAGCCCGCCACCACCGCUUCCACCAGCACUGUGUCCUUCCAGACCCGACCCGUCAUCCAGCCCAGCAAAGCCCCAGGGCCAUGCGACUCACAACCCUGCGGCCACGGAGGCACCUGCGAGGAGGACGGUGAUGAUUUCACCUGCACCUGUCCUGCUGGAAGAGGGGGAGCUGUGUGUGAGAAAGUGAUAAAGUAUUACAUCCCGUCCUUUGGUAGCAAAUCGUACCUGGCCUUCCCAACCAUGAAAGCUUACCACACUGUGCGUAUUGCCAUGGAGUUCAGAGCCUCUGACAUGACGGGUAUACUCCUCUACAACGGCCAGAUCGGCAAGAAGGACUUCCUCUCUUUGGCUUUGGUGGAAGGAAAGGUGGAGCUCAAGUUUAACACCGGUUCUGGAACCUGUUCAGUGGUCAGCAGCGUCACAGUGAAACCUGGUCACUGGCAUCACUUAGUGGUAAUCCGUAACAGACGCAAUGCUUCACUCAGUGUCGAUAAUGAGUCGCCGGUCGAGGGCCAGAGCCCAGCAGGCACCGACGGACUCAACCUGGACACUGAUCUUUUCAUCGGUGGGGUGCCUGAAGAGAUCUUCCAAGACGUGAAGGAGAGGACCUCAGUCUCCACCGGUUUGAUCGGCUGUAUCCGCCUCCUGGAUGUCAACAACAUGGUGUACGACCUUCAGCAGAACGGGGAUAAUGUUCUGUACGGCACAGCCGUCGGCGAAUGCGGUAACAACCCCUGUCUGCCCAACCCCUGCAAAAACGGAGCCUCCUGUCAGAUCAAAGGGGCUGAGAUGUUCCACUGCAAAUGCAUUAAUGGCUUCACAGGUCCAACUUGUGCCGAUUCUCACAACCCGUGUGAGUCGAACCCGUGCCACCCUUCUUCUCAGUGCCACGUGCUUCCAGAGGGAGGUUACAAAUGCGAGUGUCCCAUGGGCCGCGAGGGCAAGCACUGCAGAAAAAUAUCGGAUAAGAAGGGGGCCUACAUUCCCUUCUUCAGCGGCGACUCCUACCUCGAGCUGAAGGGCCUCCAUUUAUACGGUCACGAUCUGAGGCAAAAGGUCAGCAUGACUGUGGUCCUGCUGGCUAAUGACUCAAACGGCAUGAUCUUCUACAACGGCCAGAAGACAGAUGGCAAGGGCGAUUUCAUCUCCCUUGCAUUGAAUGAUGGCAUCCUAGAGUUUCGAUAUGAUCUGGGCAAAGGGCCAGCCGUCAUUAGGAGUAAAGAGAAGCUCAAGCUGAACGUAUGGAACACGGUGAACCUGGAGCGAGCAAACCGUAAGGGAGAAAUCACUAUUAAUGGCAAAGACCCAGUCAGAGGAGAGGCUCCGAACCAGCACACAGAUCUCAACCUGAAGGAAUCCCUUUAUGUGGGCGGAGCACCAGAUUUCCGUAAGCUGGCCAGAGCAGCGUCAAUUAAAGCUGGAUUUAAGGGAGCCAUCCAGAAGAUUACUUUGAUGGGCACGCCGAUCCUAAAGGCCGAUAACGCUCUUCACUCCAGCGACGUGUACAUGUACACACACCACCCUUGUUCCACAGAUGUGUGCGAGAAUGGUGGCGAGUGCAAUCCACUGCUAGAGAGCUACGAGUGUGUGUGUCCAUUCGGCUUCACGGGACCACACUGCCAGCACACUACCUACGAGAAAGCAGCCGGAGAGUCCGAGGCCAUAGCUUUUGACGGACGAACAUUCAUCGAAUAUCACAAUGGAGUCACCAAGAGCCAACUGACCAAUGAGAUCCCUGACCCUGAGUCUUUGGAGACCCCAUCAGAUCAGAGUGAGAAGGCCUUGCUGGUGAACAAGUUUGAGCUGAGCAUCAAAACUGAGGCCACUCACGGCCUCCUCCUGUGGAGUGGGAAGGGCGUGGAGCGCUCUGACUACAUUGCGCUGGCCAUCGUGGAUGGACGUGUCCAGAUGACCUAUGAUCUCGGUUCCAAACCAGUAGUCCUGCGAUCAUCAGUGCGGGUCAACACAAAUCAAUGGAUCCGCAUUAAAGCCAGCAGGGCGCUGAGGGAUGGAUCUCUGCAAGUUGGCAAUGAGGCAGCAGUGACAGGCUCCUCACCUCUGGCUGCCACCCAGCUAGAUACAGACGGUGCUCUUUGGCUGGGUGGUCUUGAGGAUAUGGCUGUGGCCCGCCGCCUUCCCAAGGCCUACAGCACAGGCUUCGUGGGCUGCGUGAAAGACGUGAUCGUAGACGGCGUGGAUUUGCAUCUAGUGGAAGACGCCUUAAACAGCCCCAAAAUAUUACACUGUUCAGCCAAAUAACCUGGCACCACCUCCCUCCCAACACCAUGUCUACUGCUGUAAUUAUUUUCUAUUUUUGUAUACUUUUCAUUGCUUUUUAUAUUGGAAAAAAAUGGCAUUGUUUUAAUUUUGGUUUGUUUCCAUUAUAUAUAUAUGGUUUAUUUGGAUCUGCGCCUCCAUUUAUCUACAGUUUUUUUUCCCAAAUUGCAGUUACAUGGUGUCACAAGACAAGAAAAUAUGUAUUAUAUUUGUGGUGUUGUUUUUAGAACACCAAAAAAAAAAAAUCAUUAUCUUGCUCAUUACUUGAAAUGGUGAAUAAGGUAGGUGCUGUUUGUCCUCUCUCGACUGCCUUCUCUGGGUGCCAUAAUUUCCUACGUUGUAGUACACCAUGUACAUUCCACUCAGUCACUGCUGCAGGUAAUGCCUAUUAUUUCGAGCAGCGUUUUCCGAACAAAGCAUGUGUGACUUUUGGCUUUAUCAACAACAGACUGUCACUGUUAACUGAGCUGAACAAGUGUACGAGUCCCAUUAGAACAGUAACCAGGGUCCAGCCACAUUGCUCUUAAUGUUUUUAAGCUCCUCGCUAAUACAGAGCUUCAGAGCUUGUCAACAAAAAAAGAAAUUUGCAUAGAUCUUCAGAAAUGUCUGAAAUAUCAAGCUGAACUCUCAGUAACUGACACGUGAGAUGUUAUCAGUAGAUAGAACAAUAAUACAUGAGACUGUGAAUAAUGAGAAAAAAUCUUUCCCAUCACAAGCAUCCGUCUCAUGUGUUGUGCGCCGUAUCUAAUCCUGAAGAAUGACCACUUGCUGCAUGCAACCUUUUAAAUGUCAAGUUCAUUUUGCCUUGGUUUAUCUUGUGCUUUCUUAUUCCUUUCAGGGCAUAAACUGAGUUUGGCAGGUUGCAUUGAAAUGUAUAUGUUUCUUCUGAUAUGAGGGUUUUUUUUUUUUUUUUUUUGCUUGUUUGUUUGAUUGGUUGGUUGUUUUUUUUUUUUUCUGAGUUUGGGUGAAUGAAACGAUGGACCUCAUUUUAUAUGUAUCAGUCUGUCAUGCUCUAAAAGCAAGAAACGCUUGCUACACUAGUCUCUACCAUGAGGAGGCACCGUAGCACAAGGAGAUGAAAUGGGAGCGGCAGGAAACAGAUGACAGCAGGGCGGUUGCCAGAACACUGAUAUGUCCUUGGAAUUUUCAGUCAUUCCUGAUCUCGUCAGGAUUUUCUUCGAACGUCGCUUUAAACAAUACCGUCAGCACUUGCAUCGGCAAAAGGGACGUCUAGACCCUUGCAUUUGAUGUCUAGACACUUGCAUUUUCUGACUGGGGUCCUGGAUCAGCUGGUAGAAUAAGCAAACGUAUCGAAAACAAUAACAAAUGAAACAAAAUAGUAAUAAUAAUAUUAUUAAUAAUAAUUAUAAUAAUAAUGCAUGGGGUUUGUUAUAUGAAAAUGAUUUUUGUAACAUGUUUGAAGACAAAUGUGAUGCGAUUGUUUGUACUGCUGACCUGAACAUUGUACGAAAUACUUUUAGUUUCAAUACAAGUCCAAAAACUAAAAAUAUAUGCUUGUUCAUAGUAAAGUAUCAUGUUAUUUUGUGGAGAGAAAACUAUAUUUCUUUCAUUUCUUUUUUUCCUUUCAUUUACUUUUCUUUCUUUUUUUUUUUUUUUUUUUAAAGCAGUGAGACAACCGAAAUCGUUUUAUAUAGCCCUAUCACUAUGUAAAUGAAUAAAGUGCAUUUGUGGAUUUUUUUUUUUUUUUUUUUUUUUUUUUUUUAGUAUCAUACACUGGAAGCAAUUCUAACUUGUCUGUUCAUUUCACAUAUUCUGUUCCUGGGGAGAAAAAGAUCACAUAUUGAUAUAUACUGAUUUACAGUGAGGGGAUUUCAAGUGUUACAAACCAAAACUCAACAGCCCAGUAUUUCUGCAUUAGCUGAACAUCUAUCCUCUGUUACAUCCUCAUCGGUUUAUUGUUAUCUUUUCCCCUUCGUGUGUAAUUCUUUUUUAAAACAUUGUUCAGUGGCUGUGUAACAAAAGGGACCUCCUGCAUGCUUGGAGGGCGCUGAAAGGACAGAGUGCUGGGCUCAUGAAGAUGGGGCGCACGCAUGAACAUCCACUGUCUGGAUGGGAACUGUCUGAGAAAUGCCUUAAACCCAUCUUCACUCACCGGUGACAGAGUCAACGUCUUUAAUAAUCUACUCCAUGCUCUCUGUUUAGCCACUAUAUUAGCCACAUCACCACAUCAUGUAAAUGAAUUCAUAGAUAUUAAUAUUUGUAUUAAUACUGUUUAUGAGAAUAUCCCAGAAUGCCUCAAAAAAAUAGAUGUUCUGGACUCUACAGAUAGAAUAUUUACUGUAUAAAUGCUAUUUUCAAUAUCUAUUUAUGUCUUUGAGUGGAUUCCAUUACUGGCCUUUGUAAACUACUGUUUUGAUUAAAAUAUACCUGAAGGGCAGUGCUCAGAAUGAGAGUGGCAUGACAUUCCCAUUACUAACUUUAUUACUUGUGUCUUGUGUUCCCACCACCAUGAAAUAAAGUGUAAAACAAACCGA